GUUUUCACGAGCAGAUUUUGAAACUCCCUAGUGGGUGAUGUUACAAUUCAGAUGCCUUCUACGACGUUUCUGCUCCUUGUUUUGCUAUCCUUCGUGACAAAUAUUUCGGCAUUUCCUUUUGUCGCUCUCGUUCCUGUAUCCGGGUUACUGGCAGCUUUUCUAGCAAGGGACGGAAUCGAAUGUCUCCUCCGUGAGUGCUGUUCUCAAGGGGUUUGGUUUAAUCAAACCGGUCUGAAGCAUGUACUGACGCACCAUCUGCACGGUCAACACAUUGUCACUGAACGAGUGUUCCAUCACUUAUCUGCUCAUAUGCUAGAUCGCAAUCCACCAAAAGCACUGGCUCUUUCCUUUCAUGGCUACACAGGGGUGGGAAAGAAUUUCGUUUCCAAUCUUAUCGCAUCCCACGUGUUCAAACGGGGCACAAAGAGCCGAUUCUUUCACUUCUACGACUCAACAAUUCACUUCGCUCAUCGUCAAAAAGUGCACGAGUACAAGGUGAGGCUUCAUAAAGAAUUGCGCGAAGCCGUCUCAGCCUGUCCUUAUUCCGUGUUCGUUUUUGACGAGAUGCACAACAUGCCAAGUGGCCUCCUCGAUGUCUUGGCUCCUCUAUUGGAUUUUCACGAAUCUAUUGACGGUGUCGAUUUUCGGCGAUCAAUAUUCUUAUUUUUGAGCAAUGCUGGGGGAAAUUCCAUCAAUCGCCGCUUGUACGAUCAUCUAAAAGAUGGCAAGAAACGCGAAGAUUUGUUGUACACUGAUAUGGAUAGAAUUAUCACGAAAUCCGCCUUCAACGAUGAUGGUGGUCUUCGCUAUUCCGAAUUGAUCCAAAAACACUUAAUCACUGCAAUGGUUCCAUUUCUGCCACUCCAAGCCGAACAUGUCCGACUGUGUAUUCGUGACGUUACCGUGCAACGUCAGGUGCCCUUGACGGACAACCUGGUUAAUUUCGUCCUGGAUGAACUCGAGUGGUCUCCGGAAAAUACCCAGUUGUUUUCCGUAUCCGGUUGUAAACGCGUGUAUGAAAAGGUGGCAUUUUAUUUGCAACAAACGUGA
Molecule: messenger RNA, 1050 nt
Organism: Opisthorchis viverrini
Lineage: Eukaryota; Metazoa; Platyhelminthes; Trematoda; Opisthorchiida; Opisthorchiidae
Exons: 4
Coding region: 52-1050 (332 amino acids)
Biological process (GO): cellular response to misfolded protein
Molecular function (GO): ATP binding; ATP hydrolysis activity
Source: RefSeq, a predicted model, not a curated record